Molecule: messenger RNA, 1467 nt
Organism: Penicillium longicatenatum
Lineage: Eukaryota; Fungi; Ascomycota; Eurotiomycetes; Eurotiales; Aspergillaceae
Product: putative flavin dependent monooxygenase
Exons: 2
Coding region: 1-1467 (488 amino acids)
Molecular function (GO): NADP binding; N,N-dimethylaniline monooxygenase activity; flavin adenine dinucleotide binding
Source: RefSeq, a predicted model, not a curated record
AUGGCAUUCCCACAUCCCAUUCGACGGGUGGCUGUCAUAGGGGCAGGGCCCUCUGGUCUCGCUGCGGUGAAAUACCUUCGGGCAGAGAAGUACUUUGAACAUAUUGAUGUGUUUGAGCAAAGAAGCUCCGUCGGUGGCGUCUGGAAUUAUACUCCCAUUUCUUCCAAAAUUGGUAUUUCCACCUCUGUGCCCCAUUUGAAUCCGCAUGAACCGGUUGAAAAGCCAAUAUGGAUCAAUCAACCUGAGGGGUCGAGCGAGCCCAUUUUUGUGUCACCGAUAUAUGACAAGCUGGAGACCAAUAUCCCAAAGGAAUUAAUGCGAUACUCGGACCAGCCUUUUCCCGAGGAUGCCCAGCUCUUCCCUAAGCACCGUACCGUUAAGCAAUAUCUGGAAGAAUAUGCCAAGGACACGAAGAGCUACAUUCAAUUUGAGACUCAAGUCAAAGAUGUGAAGCUUGAGAACCCAAGGUUGAGUACUUGGGCCUUGACCACAACCAAUCUUCAAACUGGCGUAGAAACCACGUCCACCUACGACGCUGUGGUUGUGGCAAGCGGUCACUUCAAUGUCCCGUACCUUCCAGAUGUUCCAGGAAUUGAAGUUUGGGAUAAGGCCUAUAUCGGUGCUAUUACUCACUCCAAGCUCUAUGACUCUCCUGAAUCGUUUCGAGGGAAGAAGGUGGUGGUAGUUGGAAGUUCUGCCUCAGGGCUCGAUAUUGGAGCUCAGAUCAAUGAAGUCAGCAAAGGCAAGGUGAUUGUCUCCCAGAAGUCCGAGUCGUAUAUGGCUGCUAUGUCUCCUUCGGAUAAAAUCAUUCGUCCCGAGAUUGUCGAAUUCUUGGCCCCUGCCGAACAUGACCGAAGCAUUCGUUUCGCAGAUGGUCAUAUUGAGACGCAAGUCGAUGCUAUCGUCUUUUGCACUGGAUAUUUCUACUCUUUCCCAUUCCUUUCAUCGCUUGGGCCGCCUGUUGUGACGCAUGGAUGGCGUGCGAGGAAUAUUUACCAGCAUCUAUUUUAUAUCGACCACCCUACUCUUGUCUUUCCUGUUCUUUCACAGCGAGUCAUCCCCUUUGUCAUAGCAGAGAAUCAAGCAUCUUUGUUUUCUCGUGUAUGGUCGGGGCGGCUUCUGCUUCCAGAAAGGGGAGAUAUGAAGGCAUCGGAAGACUCCGAAGUCGCACAAAAAGGAGAUGGGAAGGCCUUUCACGUCAUGCCCUUCCCUGCGGACGCAGACUACCUAAAUCAUCUAUACAACUGGGCAGCUAGUGCCAAACCGCGUCCGGGGAUCGAGGACAACGGGAAAGGAAAAUUGGGAGUAUACUGGGGAGAACGAGAGCGGUGGAUGCGGGCCUUGUUCCCUGAGAUUCGGCGAGCCUUCGUUCAGAAAGGAGAGCAGUGUAGUAAUAUCAAAACAGUUGAGGCGCUCGGAUUUGACUUUGAAGCCUGGAAACGGGACGAGAGGCAAAACGAAGUUUAA